Messenger RNA from Marasmius oreades (fairy-ring Marasmius), 2359 nucleotides. RefSeq lists its product as uncharacterized. Bases 40 to 2232 code for a protein of 730 amino acids. Lineage: Eukaryota; Fungi; Basidiomycota; Agaricomycetes; Agaricales; Marasmiaceae. The record is from RefSeq and is a predicted model, not a curated record. Gene Ontology annotation, cellular component: late endosome; fungal-type vacuole membrane; early endosome. Gene Ontology annotation, molecular function: sodium:proton antiporter activity. The transcript is spliced from 4 exons. Gene Ontology annotation, biological process: vacuolar acidification; proton transmembrane transport; sodium ion transport.
UGCGCUUUCUCAACGUCAACAGCAACGACGCGCUGCACAAUGUCGAGUUCACCAUCACUCUCUCUCUUAGCAGCAUCUCCAUCUACCAGUCCUCCUGUUGGUGCCACGGAUGAGGAGUGGUACUCGUCUUGGUCUCUUUUUCUGGUCUGCAUACUACUCAUUCUCAGUCUCUGGACGUCGUACUACCUCCAAAUCAAACGAAUAAGAGCUGUUCAUGAGACUCUGGUCUCAAUUUUUGCGGGCAUGGCUGUGGGGUUAAUCGUUAGGAUAGCCGGGCCAGGUUCGGUGAUGCAAGAAAUGUUGACCUUCAAACAUACACUGUUUUUCAAUCUUCUCCUUCCACCUAUUAUUCUCAAUUCGGGUUAUGAGCUGAAGCAGGAGAACUUUUUCCGCAAUUUUGGAUCAAUUCUUACAUUUGCCUUUCUCGGGACAUUCAUCUCGGCUGUAGGUGUGGGUAUACUUGUGUACAUUUACCAAUUUCUUGGGCUGGAAGGGCUUGAGCUUGGGUUGGUCGAAUGCCUUGCGUUUGGGUCGACCCUCUCAGCCACGGAUCCAGUAACAAUACUGGCUAUCUUCAAUCAAUACAAGGUGGAUCCUAAGCUUUACACCAUUAUCUUUGGUGAAAGUCUUUUGAACGAUGCAGUCAGUAUCGUUAUGUACGAGACUCUUACACAUUUUCAUGGGACGGAACAAAUCUAUGUCCAAUCCAUCUUCCACGGCAUUGGGAUUUUCCUUCUCUCCUUCAGCGUCUCUAUGGCCCUUGGCGUCGCGAUUGGUCUCAUUACCUCGCUCAUCCUCAAACACUCCUCUUUAUCCCUUUACCCUCAGAUCGAAAGUUGCCUCGUCGCGCUCCUUGCAUACACCUCAUACUUCCUUUCCAAUGGCCUCACCAUGUCCGGCAUCGUCUCUCUCCUCUUCUGCGGAAUCACACUGAAACACUACGCUUACCAUACAAUGUCCCAACGAACGCAACGUACCACAAAAUACAUCUUCGCCACCCUUGCGCAGCUCUCUGAAAACUUCAUUUUCAUAUACCUCGGAUUAACACUAUUCACUUCUGCACCCAACACGAACGAUGAGCGUGUCGGUAGCUACGUCAAGCCGCUUUUCAUCGCUAUCACCACCGUUGCAGUUAUCUUUACCCGAUAUGCAGCGGUCUUCCCUUUGUCAGGACUUAUCAACUUCUUCCUAAAGCAUGCUAGAGGCCAGCGACAAGAGGAGCUUCCGCAUUCUUACCAAAUGAUGCUGUUUUGGGCAGGUCUACGUGGUGCUGUCGGUGUGGCAUUAGCAGCCGGAUUUCAAGGAAAUAAUGCUCACACCCUACGAACGACAGUACUCGUUGUCGUCGUGUUGACCGUCCUGUUGUUUGGCGGCACAACAGCUAGGAUGCUGCAAGUGCUCGGUAUAAAAACAGGAGUCGAAGACGAAGCAGCUAGCGAGAGCGACGACGAAGAACCUUGGAUCCGCCUGGGUGGUGCCGGUCGAAGAACCGGCUGGGGAGGAUAUCGCGAUCGUGGGAGUACUGGCGAUGACCACUACUACGGAGAAGACUCGUCUUAUUUCGCCCCUGCCCAACAUUAUGCCAGAAAUGCAGCCAGAAUUGGUACCCAUUACGGUCCGAGUUAUAACCACCACCAUAAUAGCCAUACUCCACAAGAAACUUACGCGGGUGCAUUUUCGGUUGCGUCUUUGUCGGAUUCGGACUCGGAUGCGGAGAUUUUGCCUUUAGCGGGACGUGGCGCUCAUCGUUCACAGGGGAGAGAUCAACACGGAUACGGGCAUAGUAACAGUGCGCCCACGACGCCUACGGGAGGUGUUGGGGAGGGUAAUGUGUUGAAUGAGGAUGGGAAGUGGUUUCAGGCUUUGGAUGAAAGAUACCUUCUUCCGCUUUUCUCAAAUGCCACCGCGAGUAGGACCUUCCACGCAAGGCGCGCACGGAGAGGAAGAAUGUCACCAGGUGGAACACCAUCACCGGGUGGAAACCCAGGUGGUGCUGGUGUUUCUGGCGGUCGAAGCGCACCUGGGAGUGGAGCGGAGACUCCCGCUGAUAGUGACGAUGAUGGGGGUGCGGCUGGGCAAGAAGUUGAUCUUUCGGUCUUGACAAAUGGAGGUCAUCAAGGACGAUCGUCUUCUGCGGCUAUUGGAGGAGCCAUCAGGUCCGAUAGUCGUAGUAGACUUUCGAGUCCCGCGUUGAGGAAUUCACCAGUACCGUUUGAGAACAGGACGAUGUAGGGAUAGACUUUUUAUUCAGACAUAGACUUACAGGGCUUCGGGAGUUUCCAUUUUUUCGGAUAUAAACUCCAAACUUAUUACCGUAUUUCAGCACGGACAGAAAUUCAGUUUGUUCCGAGUGCAGUAG